AUAUUCCCAGCCAGGAAGGACACAAACGGCCUGAGAAUACCUGGGUGAAGACAGCAGGGUCUGAAGGGCGGUCCACUCCCAACUGAGAGACAGCACCAGAAAACUCAAAGAAACAAAUCCAGACCAAGAAACCAAGGUUGCUAAGAGACCACCUGUGCUGAACGCACUUUGUUCUAGCAACGGCAGACAGAGAGAAAACCAGGGAGCAGUGCUGCUACCGCCACCUGGGAUUAAGUCAGGGAGCAGAAGCAUUCUGGAUAUGGCAAGCAAAAACUGGAUAUUAAUUUCUACCACUACUCCCAGAAGUCUGGAAGAUGAAAUUGUGGGAAGACUUCUAAAAAUUUUGUUUGUUAUCUUUGUUGACUUAAUGUCUAUUAUGUAUGUUGUUAUAACUUCUUAAAAAGCCAACUUCCCUUACUUUACGUGUAAAUUUCAUAUUGCAUACCAGUGAAUAAAAAGUUGUA
This is a messenger RNA of Choloepus didactylus (southern two-toed sloth), 464 nucleotides long. RefSeq names its product myoregulin (gene MRLN). The record is from RefSeq and is a predicted model, not a curated record. The transcript has 3 exons. The coding region runs from base 260 to 400 and encodes 46 amino acids. NCBI's taxonomy places the organism in Eukaryota, Metazoa, Chordata, Mammalia, Pilosa, Megalonychidae.